GGCACAAGUCGGUGCCUGUCAGUUCGCCUAGCCGAAGCAAGCAGCGAGGCCGCGACGGGCUGGCAGCGGAAAGGCAUCGCGUUCUUGUUCUUUCUGGUGCUCACACACAAGGAAUUGGUCCCCGUUAGUCACGCCAGACCUCUUCUUCAGCACUCGACGGACGGUUGCAUGCGUUCACCCUAUAGCUUGAUUGACCAACAACCUCAAUAACAACCAGCUGAGCGUGUCCGAUGGCCAGGGGUUGUCCAGCUUUGAGCAGUCGUCGACGUGCAACCCGAGUGGCCGGCAGCAGGGUCGCAGGUGGCCCUCUCAGCUACUGUACUUUUACUCAGCAAUGAGUUCGGCAAUGGUAGCACCAUCCCUGCAGAACGGCACUUCCUUAGACACAAAGGCAGCAAUCGCAGCAGCAGUCAAAGCGGCUUCCCAGGCGGCUCUCCAGGAAAAACGCAUUCAAGCGAAAGCAGCUGGGCGGAGUGUGAGCGAGUGCAGCAGCGGCAGCGGAUCGAGCGUCAACAAUAAUAACAACAACGACACGCUCAACCACAACAACAACCCUUUACCUUCCACCCCGGCAGACCCACCCUCGCAAGAAGAGCUGGCGCUCCUAGCGAAACUCCAGGAGGCCAACAGGCUCAUCGAGACUGAUGCCAAGUCCCUCAACUCCCUCUCGGGCAACAGCACCCACUCGAGGAAGAGUUCGGACACGUCCCAGAUUUCAGUCACCUCUGGCACGAGCUCGAGCCAAGAACGGAAUGGCGAGGAAGGCGAAGAGGACAGCUGGACCGUCUGGGGCCAGGUGGCCAACGACUGGGACAACUGCUGGAAGAAAAAGAACCAGUUCGUCAGGGAUUUGGUGCGAAAAGGUGUUCAGCACCAUUUCCGAGGAAUUGUGUGGCCCCUGCUGUGUGGGGCGCACGAUUCGCCGGUGAAAAAGCAGUAUGCAGACUUCAUCAAGGCGACGUCCGCCUGCGAGAAGGUGAUCCGCAGGGACAUCGCACGCACCUACCCGGAGCACGAUUUCUUCAAGGAGAAGGACGGCCUCGGACAGGAGAGUCUCUUCAAUGUGAUGAAAGCCUAUUCUCUCUACGACCGAGAGGUUGGCUACUGCCAGGGCUCUGGUUUCAUAGUCGGCCUCUUGCUCAUGCAGAUGCCUGAGGAGGAGGCGUUUGCCGUCUUAGUCAAACUGAUGCAGGAGUACCGCAUGCGAGACAUGUACAAACCGACCAUGGCGGAGCUGGGCCUCUGCAUGUACCAGCUCGAGAACCUUGUGCAGGACUUCAUUCCGGAGCUCCAUGGUCACUUCCAGUCGCAAAGUUUCCACACAAGCAUGUACGCCAGCUCGUGGUUCCUCACGCUCUUCACCACCGCACUCUCGCUGUCCGUCGCUUGCCGAAUCAUGGACGUGUUCCUUUCGGAAGGCAUGGACAUCAUUUUCAAAGUCGCCCUCUCACUCCUCACCAUAGCCAAGGACGAUUUGCUCAGUUUAGACAUGGAAGGGAUGCUAAAGUAUUUUCAAAAAGAGCUCCCACCAAAAGCCGAAUCCGACGUCGAGGGUCUGAUGCAAAUGGCCUAUGGCAUUAAGCUGAAUCCGAAGCGAAUGAAGAAACUUGAAAAAGAUUAUCAGAUUCAAAAGGCAAAAGAGCAAGAAGAGACUGUCGAGCUUAGGAGACUGCGCACAGAUAAUAGGUGUCUAAGGCAAAAAGUGGAGCUUUUGGAAGCUGAAUCGGCCGAGUUAGCUGACCGGCUUGUUCGUGGUCAGGUUUCUAGAGCCGAAGAGGAGGAGGAGAGUUUCGUCCUUCAAAGGGAACUCGCAGCUCUGCGCCACGCCCACCUCGAAACGCAGCACAGACUCGAAAUGGCCCAAGAGCAAGUGAUCCACACUCACAUGCUGCUUGAGGAAACGCUCAUUGCAAAGCAAGACGCUUGCGAAGAGUCAAAAUCGGCUGUGCAGGCCUUGGCUCAGAAGGAGGAGUUGCUCGGAUGUCUGCAGCAGGAGCUUGUCAAAGUGCGCUUGAGGGAGGCGGAAAAUGAAGCUCUGAUUAGGGACUUAAGAGAUCAUAUCUUGGAGUUGGAAGAGGACAAGAAAACUCUUCGAGAGGCAACUCCAGACAAUUCGGUGGCUCAUCUACAGGAGGAGCUGAUUGCAGUCAAAUUAAGAGAGGCGGAGGCGAAUUUGUCUCUGAAAGACUUGCGCCAGAGGAUCAGUGAACUCAGCGCCCAGUGGCAGCGUCAUUUGCAGGAACACAAGCAGGAGUCUACACCUGCUGCUGACAGCACGCCGAAGAAGCUUUUGUUCUGGGAAAACCGCGGCAGUGACAUGCAGAAGGUCGAAGAGGAGCUGAUGACAACCAGAAUUAGGGAAAUGGAGACUCUGGCUGAACUUAAAGAGCUCAGGCUUAAACUGAUGGAGCUGGAAACUCAGGUGCAAGUCAGCACAAACCAGCUCAGGAGGCAGGAUGAGGAAAAUAAACGGCUUCGGGAAAGUCUCGAGCAGGACGCGCAGAGGGAACGAGAACACCAUGCUCGGAUGCGCGAGCAACUGCACCGAUAUUCAGAUCUUGAGUCGCAGAUGAAGGAGCAGCAGAUGCUGGCCAGAAUCAGGGAGGCCGAAAACACCCAGAGUGUUGCCGAACUGACGCAGAAAAUCUCACGAUUGCAAAUGAAGAAUGAGGAAAUGGUGGCCGAAGGAGAGUUGCGGAGCCACAGUUUGGAAGCCGGUGACCAGGUCAGGGCACUGCAGGACAGUGUUGCUGAACUUAAGGCAGAGGUCUUGAGGCUAGAAGGCAAGCGGUGGAGUGAAGGUGAAGAAGACGAAGCAGGCUGCACUGGCUCGAAGUUGAAUUUGACCACCUCAUCCGAGAGUGAUGCCGAUGAGCAAUUGCGUUUAUCAAGUUCUGAUCUUUUGUCGUAGUCUCUCCCAAUUCAGCAGAGUUUCUCGUCAUCUUCUUUGUGCAGCAUUUUUAAGAUGAAUGUAGGUGUAAAAUUUAAGAAGUAUUACCCCCUGUGAUAGAUGAUUGAUCAUUAUGUAAUUCGAUUCUGUAGCAGCAAGAAUUUAUAAUUGGAAAAGAAAAUAUACUAUAGGCCAUCUUGAUCUUUGUGAAUGGCUCUUAUUAAUCGAUUGAUUGAAAUGACGGUCAUUUUUAUACAAGCCCAUUUUGCAUCUGCGUAAAUGUAGCAAGUUAACAUAUUAUUUUUGUUGCUCACUUCAUUAAUUGUACGUGUAUUUUUAAUUGUGUAUUAAUUAUUACUCUCGAUAAUUGUUUAUCCAUGUUAUGUGUACGCAUUUUAAAUUUUAUUAUUUAAAAUAACUUUCAUCUUGAUGCAACUAUUUAAAUAUAAAAGAUCUUGUUUAAUCUUUGACCAUCUUUGACAUUCCCAUCCACGACGCGCAUUCAUUUUCUCAGUGGUUGCCAAAUUCAGUAUAAUAAAGGUCGUUAGAUUUUAUAAUACUUUUGGAAUAUGGAAACGAUGCCACUUUUUUGAACUAACGGCUGGAUAUGGAUGGUGCAUCUUAAAACUGAAGUUACAAAAUGCAUUUCUACUUAAUCUGUGUAUGACGGUUAAUUAAGUAUCACUCACAUCUUUUGACAAUGAAUGAUUGCAUUCUUCACACUGAACUGUGUAUUCUUCCAAUACGCUGAGAGAUCGUGGAAUACAUUCGUUAAAAAUGAAUUGCUGCAUUUUCACUCUUGUGUGCUAAUAAGGAAAAUGAUAAUUUAAUGAAAAUGCUAUGUACUUAGUUGUGCAUAUAAAGAGAAAAUUUAUAAUAGCACUGGGAAUUUUAUUUCAACGUCCUCUAAAAUUAUGAUCCGAGCUCCGAGGCUAAAACAGUUCAUGACCCUAUAAUGACAUAAUAAGAUAACGCCUGCAAGACCAAAGCUGAUUUAUUUCAAUUUCUGAUUUCAAUCCAUCAGCAUUCUGCGCAGUAACUUUUUAGAAAAUAAUUAUUCUGUAUUUUCCUGAGGUAUGGCUCGUGUAUAUCAAAUCCUGUGCAUUCUUGGAAUCGCCUCGGUGUGGAAAGUUGGCGCAGAUGAGAAUUUUGCCGAGAAAAUUGCAAAAGCUCUUGAUGGGAAAAACGUUCGCGAGGCGGUGGACAUCAUGGCGGGCGUCGAAACUUAUCCUCUACGUUUCGUCACCAGAGAUGUCUACCGAAAAGAUCGUUUGCAAUUACUCAUUGAAUGUGGUGAUAAACUCUCUUCCAAUAACAGCCAAAAAUCUCUGGCCGUUUUGGAGGAAACUUUCUUAAAAAUGGCGACCUCGGAAGACGGAGAGUUAAGAUCGAACGAACUGCUCUACCUUUACUACGCAGCGGACCGAGGAUUUCGCAUUGCCGCAGAAAAUAACGACAUCGAUGAUUCUCUGCAACAGUCUUUCCAAAUUAUGAAAAUUCAGCUCGAGCCUCACAAAACGUGGGUGAUAACUUUCAAUAGGAUUUUCUCGCAUGUGCCGAAAUUCAGCAAAGUCCUCGACAGCAUCGCGCGCUCCUCAAAAGCAGUGGUGCUAAAUAUGUACCUGGACGAACUGACCGUUGAAUUGAUGGUUCAUCAAAAACUCAACCUGAUUCCGUACUUGUACUUCAUGGAGAACAGGUGCUUUUUGGCAGACUUGAUUUUGAAAAAAUAUCUCAAGGGAAAUGAGUCGUCGGAGGACGCGUUCGCCCUGUGUCUUCUGAUGAAAGAACACACAUACCGUUUGGGCAACAUGAAAGAUUUCAAUUCCAAGGAUAAGUGCUUCUCCACCUACGCCACUUUGGCUGGACCAACAAUGGCUCGAAUGCACGAGUUCUUUGAGGCGGUGGACAGCAACAAGACCGAGGUGCUGGAAAGGUUGCGGAAAAAAUAUCCGGGAACUAUGAAAUUAUACGAAGACCGCGCUUCACUUCCACUUUUUAUUGCGUGAUUCGCUUUUGUCCUGGUUUUUCUUUUGGACGCCCAAAAUGGUAUUAUUUGCGGUUUCCUUUAAAAGAUAAAUAAAAGUGGGAUUAGAGAAAUAAUUGGUUUGAUUUCUUUGAACGAAAAUGAGCUGACGAGUGUUUAAAUUUAUAUAGAUUUUUAUUUUUUAUUAAUAAAUAUAUAAAUUUCACUUUUAAAUUUUACGCUGCAAUUAAAAAUGAUCAAAGCGAGGAUCACUUUUUGAAACCAUCCAAACUAUUAAGGACGAUCACAAAAGAAAAACUGAAGAGCCAUAGAUUAAAAUUGAUGCACGCGCCUGCAAAAAAAAACAUUUUUAUAAUUUAAAUUAGAUAUUUUUGAAAAAAAUUUACUAUACCUCCACACGUCGGCAAACUUAUUUGAUCGUUGGUCACGUCUGGGCUCCACGUUCCGUUGGCUUGGCAAACACCGGUCAUUUUCACCGCUCCGUCCACGUCACAUCGAUACGUGACCUCGGCGCCGACUUUGUAGCCGUUUAGAAUGAGACAUCCAUUGUUCAAAGUAGAGUUGGCGCGAUCGAAAGUGAACCCUUUUAGUUUUUCAGGCACGUUUGGGCAGUUCAUAGCAUCUGGAAUAUGUUUCAUUUAAAAUUAAAAGCAAAAAAAAAAAAUAAUAGCAGUAAUAUCAAUUAAUAAUUACCUUGCUCAGGUAAAUACGUAAAAAAUUCCACUUCACUGCCAUAAAUUAAUUUUGUACAUUUCAGGUAUGAGCCUGUUGGGUGGUCGGCAAACUAAAAGAAAGUAAUUAAUUUAUAAUUUCCAGUACUUAAAUUAAAACGUAAUUAAUAAGAAACAAGUUAUAUCUAACAAUUUACAAAUUUUUUACGUGCAGAACAGAAACUUUAAUAAUAUUUAAUUUUAAUUCUCUUUUUGGUACUAACCCAUAUUGUGGUGUUGUAUUCGUAACUAAAAGUGCCGUCGUUAUUUGUGCCUGUCUCAUUAAAGCCGCGAAUCACCUCCGAUUCAUAACCAUUCGAUUCUAAAUACAUUUUGCAAUAUAAGCCUAUUGGGCGAGGGUAGGUCGCUGGUAAGUUGAGUUGCACGUGGAAUUGACAGGUUUCAAGUGAGGUCAAAGCCUCGUAGGUCGCUCCUUCGUUGU
Neocloeon triangulifer is the source of this 6029-nucleotide messenger RNA. RefSeq names its product ecotropic viral integration site 5 ortholog (gene Evi5). NCBI's taxonomy places the organism in Eukaryota, Metazoa, Arthropoda, Insecta, Ephemeroptera, Baetidae. The transcript has 15 exons. Bases 335 to 2911 code for a protein of 858 amino acids. The record is from RefSeq and is a predicted model, not a curated record.